Quercus robur (English oak) is the source of this 1377-nucleotide messenger RNA. Its product is annotated as methionine aminopeptidase 1B, chloroplastic. Bases 117 to 1193 code for a protein of 358 amino acids. The transcript is spliced from 10 exons. The record is from RefSeq and is a predicted model, not a curated record. Gene Ontology annotation, biological process: proteolysis. Gene Ontology annotation, molecular function: metalloaminopeptidase activity. NCBI's taxonomy places the organism in Eukaryota, Viridiplantae, Streptophyta, Magnoliopsida, Fagales, Fagaceae.
CUGUUUCAAAAUUGGCCAAGCCCGUAUUGCAAAGCUCUGCAUUCCUCUUUUCUGUUAUCCACAUUCCACACACGCUCUCUCUGUCUGUCUCUCUCAGUGACAGUGUGUAGUAGAGGAUGGCAUCUCUGCAACUGCCAUCAUCCUUGCAUGGUGAACCUUUAUCAAACUCAACUAUGUUCAUGGGGAUGAGGGCCCCACUCACCUUCUCACCCUAUACUCUCUCUGGAAAACAUUUGCAUUCUCGAAACCAAUUUAUUGUAUUUUCCAAGAAGCUAUGGGGUUUGGAGGAGGCAAUGAGAAUCAGAAGAGAACGUGAGCUUACAAGUGUGACAAAGGUCAAAAGAAGGCCACCAUUGAGGCGGGGAAAGGUAUCACCACGUCUUCCCAUGCCUGAUCACAUACCAAAGCCUCCUUAUGUAGGUUCAAAUUUGUUGCCGGAAAUUUCAAGUGAAUACCAAAUUCAUGAUUCUGAAGGCAUUGCUCGCAUGAGGGCUGCAUGUGAGCUUGCUGCUCGUGUCUUAGACAAUGCAGGAAAAUUGGUUAGGCCGUCUGUUACAACAGAUGAAAUUGACAAAGCAGUGCACCAAAUGAUUAUUGAUGCUGGUGCUUAUCCCUCACCUCUUGGCUAUGGGAGAUUUCCAAAGAGUGUAUGUACAUCGGUUAAUGAGUGCAUGUGCCACGGAAUACCUGAUUCUCGCCAGUUACAGGAUGGUGACAUAAUAAAUAUUGAUGUAACGGUCUACCUAAAUGGAUAUCAUGGAGACACAUCAAAAACAUUUUUUUGUGGAGAUGUUAGUGAUGAGAUGAAACGCCUCGUGAAGGUUACUGAAGAGUGCUUGGAGAGAGGCAUAGCUAUUUGCAAAGAUGGUGCUCAAUUUAAGAAAAUUGGAAAGAGAAUUAGUGAGCAUGCUGAAAAAUAUGGAUAUGGUGUGGUGGAGCGUUUUGUUGGCCAUGGUGUGGGAACUGUAUUUCACUCUGAACCAAUUAUAUAUCAUCACCGCAAUGACGAGGCUGGUUUCAUGGUAGAAGGUCAGACAUUUACUAUUGAACCAAUUCUUACACUUGGAAGUAUUGAUUGUAUAACAUGGCCAGACAACUGGACAACUGUAACCGCUGAUGGUAGCGCUGCUGCACAGUUUGAGCAUUCCAUUUUGAUUACUAGAACUGGCGCAGAAAUUUUGACAACAUACUGAAACUCUAUUUUAAUAAGUAUGGUUGAUUCUACAUUACUGUUCUGUGCCCAUGUGUAUAGGAAGUAAAUUACAUAUAUAAAGGAGGAUGAAUCAGCAUUUUCGUUCAUUUUGCUUCUAGACUUCUAUGCUAAAAUUGAUGGAUGCCAAAGUGUGCAUAUGCAAUAAGAAUAGGGGAAUUUUAAUA